GGGAAAAGAACCCCUCAUAACUCCUCGGUCGGCUUGGUGGGCCGCACGAGCACCGACGAGAGUCAACAACAACUAAUAAGCCGAUCGAGGCUGAGCUUCCCUGCUCCUCUUGCCUUCUCCGUCUCCCUCUUCCUCGUCGAUCACCACCAGCUCGAGGUCCGGCUCUCCGUCCCGGGGACCGAUCUCCGCACACGGUAGGUGCCCAUGGAGACGAGGAAGGGAAUCCUGGAGCUGCGCGACCGUCUGGACAAGACACUGGCCUGCUCUGAUCUCGCCGACGAGGGCUCUCUGAAAUCUCUGGUCAAGAACCAGAUUUUGGAGUCGUCUCUGCCCGGCUCUGACCAAGGCAACAUCGAUUUGAUUGCUGAAGCACGAGCCAAAGAAGUCUCGAAUUUUCUUGAAAUGCUAGACACUUCAGGAAAUGAACGGCCUUCAGAGAUUCGUGGGCCGCAACAGAAGGAGUGGAAGGUGAAGCAGGAUACAGACCAAUUACGGGUCAUGUACCGCGAAGGUCCAGAUGGGACCCCAUUUCAUACUCUUCUUGCUGAAGGCUUUGCUGAUGGUCCUAUCGAUGUUUGUACAUGUGUGUCAUGGGAAUCAGGUCUAUACACAAAAUGGUUUCCGCAGUACAAUCUGCCAACAUUUAAAAUUGCUCAGUCAGGCUGCUUGAAAAAGAUUCGGAUUGGCGAAGAAAUUUCUUUGAUCAGGGUGAAGGUCCCCUGGCCAGUUUCAGAGAGAGAAGCUCUUCUACACUACUUUCAGUUUGAGUAUCUUAAAGAAGACCUUGUCAUUGUAAUCAUGAAAACUAUAUCCAAUUUGGAUAAUCUCAGUAUGCAGACACAUGGAUUUACUAUAGAUGGAAUCCCUGAAGCUGGUGACACGAUUCGGAUGGAUGUAGUUGGAGGCUUUGUCUUACAGAGGAUUACCAAGGAAAGAAGUUUUUUCAGGGCAGUAGCUAAUAUGGACAUUAAGCUAGACUUUGUUCCCCCAUGGCUGAUCAACUUUAUGUCAAGACAGCUAAUCGGCAGUGGGCAUAAGCUAUACCAGAAGGCUGUCAGUACUGUGGCCGCUUGUGAUGAAGACUACAAGCAAGCUUUACGAGCACCGCUCUAUGCAAGAAUACGCGAGUACCAGCAUUCUGCUGACAAGGCGAAGGUGACUUCAGUUGAGGAAAGCGCUAAUGAAGUGCUCCCCGAGAAUCCCACUGUACAUAAUCCUCUGGCAGUCACUAAUCUCACACCAUGCAGUGAGAUUAUCGAAGAGGAGAGUGAACAGAACACAUCUUUUAAGGUGGAUAAUCUUGCAGCCGGCUUUUCUAACCAACCAGCCGGGCAAGUGCAGCAAGUUGAAAAUAAGUCUUUCACUAGUCCUGACAGAACAGUCAAGCAAGCACAGCAAGUCGAAAAUAAACAGUUGAUUAGUCCUGAGGUGCAGAAGGCUUUGGGCAUACUGGACACAGCCAUUGCAGUUCUUCAAGGCAACAGAUCUGCAAACAUCAGUACUCUCAGAAAGCUCCUCAGUUAUGAUGCGGCGUCGGAAGAAGGCAGUGCCAUCACUACAAGAAAUUCACAUACCCUCGACGUUCUCGAUACAGAUAAUCUCCCAAAUGGAUAUCCUCUUGCCACACCACCUCAUGAUUCAAGAGAGAUCCGCCAAACUUAUUUCUUGCCCGAUAAGGAGAUGCGCGACAGGGAGGAAGGUGCUAGCGAAAGUGAUUCUCCUAAAAACAUGACCGCUUCUACCACAACGACUACAAAAUCCAUGACAUUAAGGAGCACAAUGAAGGUGCAUGAAGAAGAGACCCUGAAUAGCGAUGGCCUCUAUCAGAACGGUUUCCACAGUGGCAAAGAGCCCAAGAGACCAAGGAAGACCAAAAGGUGGCUUUGCUGCUUAACGCCUAGCACCAUAGGAUGACGAGAACCCAUUGUAGGGGCUCUCAUGGUUAACGCUUGAUUUUUGGUUGUACAUCAGAAAAUAGACGAGCUACACAAGAUGGGACAUGGGGAUCAAAUGGCAAUUCCGGAGGUAGCUUGUGAGAAGUUACAAAGAUUA
Messenger RNA from Aegilops tauschii subsp. strangulata, 2052 nucleotides. RefSeq lists its product as uncharacterized. NCBI's taxonomy places the organism in Eukaryota, Viridiplantae, Streptophyta, Magnoliopsida, Poales, Poaceae. The record is from RefSeq and is a predicted model, not a curated record.